This is a messenger RNA of Linnemannia hyalina, 1746 nucleotides long. The record is from the annotation of a GenBank genome assembly. Lineage: Eukaryota; Fungi; Mortierellomycota; Mortierellomycetes; Mortierellales; Mortierellaceae.
AUGGUCGCAAACCGAACCAUGAGUAAAAGCAGACGCCUCAUCUUUGCCACCGCCGCUACCACCGCAGCUGCCCUGGCCAUACUCACCAGCUGCUCCUCCGUCUCCGCUCAAAAAGUUACCCCCACUCCCGUCCAGGAUAUGGGUUGGACUAGAGUCGGAAGUGAGCUCUUCAUCCAAGGCGGCGCUGUCACCCUCAACGGCGUCACCCAGCUCUUAUCCCCCCAGACUUUUGCCCUCGACCUCUCGACCUCUUGGUCAGUAUCAGAAGCGCCCUGGCGCGCACUCUCGAACGGUGCCGCGUCUCAGUCUUUGUACGCUAUCAGCUCAAUCAACAACCAAACCGUCCAGAUAUUCAAAUAUGUCGAGCCGUCGAGUUACACCAUCACGGAAUACGAUGUCGUGAGGGAUAUCUGGAACACGCCCGAAGUAUUGACCGAUAACCCAGACGUCUUCGCUCCAGGACUCACGCCCGUCAUGAAUACGCUCUCGAAUCUGGUGUAUAUCGUUGGCAAGACGAGUAUGAAUGAGCUUCGACCGAAAGGUCCGAACUGGUGGAGGACACAAGAGCUGCUGCCGAAUAACACCUUGACCUCCCGGUAUUUUGGGUCGGCGCUAUUUAACCAAGAGAAGAUGAGUAUCAUGUAUGUGGGCGGUUAUAAUUAUGGAGUUAGCCCUACUCAGUUCGAUCCCCAGGUGUUGGUGACAGUGUACAUGCCCGUUAAUGGACCCAGGUGGUCAUUUCAGAAAACUACUGGAUCGCCACCCGCGCCAAUUGUGACACUAGCCUACACAGGUGCGAUCAACAUUCUGAAUAUGAACACAGCCACGGACACAGGCACUUGGACCGCAGGACCCCCGCACACUACCCCUCGAGUCUACGCCGCUUGUGUCCUGAUCGGCGAUCAAUUCGUGGUCUGGGGUGGCAGCGAUGGCAUCAACACCAUAGCUUCUGUCGAACCCAUCGUCUAUGAUCUCAUCCUGAACAAAUGGGUCAACAACUACAGGGCUCCAUCUUACUACUCGUCCAAUCCGACCACAAAUCCAACUCCAACAUCCGGCUCUGGAAGUAAAGGAAACCAGGGUCCUGACUCGUCUCCUGGGUCUGAUAGUUCGUCGUCAUCUGCGGGGGCUGGAACGAUUAUUGGCGGUGUUGUAGGUGGGCUGGUUGUGGUUGGAGUUGUUAUUGGGUUCUUGCUGUACAUUCGUCAACAGAACUCACGACUGAAAGAACUCCAGGAACAAGUCUCACAGGCCAGCCAUCGACUCGAGGAUGGCGGCAAUAUCACCAGCAACAACGACAUCAGCGGCGGUGGCAAAAACACCGGCGCGCCUGUCGUGUACCCUAAACCACCAACUUUUCCAUCCAACAACAACAACAACAACAACAACGCUAUUCCGACACACGACAACUACGGCAAGCUGGAACUCUCUCCAGAUUUGCGGAACCACCCACAGCAGUACCUCCCUGCAGCCACUACUACCAUGUCUUCGCCACAAACGUUUAACGACAACAACAACUACAACAGCCCUCAGACACCCCAACCGACACAAGCCUCCGAUCCUCAGGGCGGCGUGCAAAUGUACCAACCCGAUGCAGCAGACGGUGGCGCUGAUUUCAGGGGACCUCAAGUGUACCUUUCACCAGUUAGCGCGCCUCAGGCGAUCGACAACGAUACGAAUAUGCCCGGUUACUAUCAUGAGCAAGAGUCUGGCACGAGACACCAGAACCAUCCUCAGGAAUACUGA